AUGGCGGCGGCAGCUUGUUCUACGACAGUCACGCCCGGGGGUGGCAGCAGCAGCCUUGGGGGAGGUGGCGGAGGCGGUGUGCCCAGCAUAAGCACGGGUGGAGGAAGCGGCGGAGGAAGCAGCAGCAGCGGAAGCAAACGUUCUCGACUGAAUUUAGAAUCCAAAUGCUCCUCGUUGCGGAAACACCUGAGUAAGUCGGCCUCGGAGCUCAGUUGCAACGACUGCGGCGGCUCGGGAGACUCGCCGCAAUCCUCGCCCCAGCGCGCCCGCUCCGCCAAUGUGCCCACGAUACCGGCCGGUGUGAUCCAGCGAACACACGGUUUCUUCAACACACUCAGGCAUCGUUGGUCGCGUGGAAGAAGCAAGGAGCGCCUAAGAGGAUCCCUGGGUCAAGAGCUCGAGGUUCGUCGGGACAGCCAGAGUGACUACGCGGCCGACAACAGUUCCGCCGAACACAGCAGCUCCGCGACGCCCCAUCAAUCGCCCCGCCAUCGGGCGCAAACCCUCGGCGACUCUCCGUUGGCCAAGGCCACCGAUAGGAAUGCGGCCAUGAGUGGCACUGGAGCAACCGCAUCCGAGGGCAUAUCGUCCUCCGCCGUGGCCAGCGUGCUGAAGGUGCUGACGACGAAGGCUGAAGUCGAACCGGCGAGUGCCAUCCCCGGCCCGAGUGGUCUGACGAUUGGUGGACUGGCGAAGGUUUCGGAGUCCCCCGGACCGAGUACGGCGUCGGUCCUCAGUCCGGCCGACGAGCAGCAGAGGCGACGCGAGACGCAGCUUAGGCAACAUUCGUUCUUCCAGCUCCGGGUGCACCUCAUCAGCGGCCAUGGACUGGUGGCAAUGGACAAGAGUGGCACAAGCGAUCCCUACGUCAAGUUUAAAGUGGGUGGCCGACUCCUCUACAAAUCCAAAACAGUCCACAAAGACCUCAAUCCACUGUGGGACGAAACGUUCAUCGUACCAGUGGAAGAUCCGUUUCAGCCAAUAAUAAUCAAGGUGUUUGACUACGAUUGGGGCCUCCAGGAUGACUUUAUGGGCUCGGCGAAGCUGCACCUCACGUCACUGGAGCUUAAUCGAGCCGAGGAUCUUACCAUUAAGCUCGAGGACGCACAAAGAGCAUCGAAGGAUCUCGGCGAGAUCAAACUGACUGUCACACUGUGGCCAAAGACGCAGGAGGACAAAGAACAAUACUUUCAGCGCAAUCCGAAGCUUGCCGACGCAUCCCGCCGACUCAAGUCGCAGAUCUGGAGCUCGGUCGUCACGAUCGUGCUGAUCGAAGCCAAAGGACUCCCACCGGAUGCCGAGAGUGGGCUGAACGAUAUUUACGUUAGAUUUAGGCUAGGAAAUGAGAAGUACAAGUCGAAAGCGUCCUACCGAGCGAGAUGGUUAGAGCAGUUCGAUCUACAUCUCUUCGACGACGAUCAGCUGUUGGAGGUGAUAGUCUGCGGCAAGUACAACACGUACGGCAAAUGUACCAUCGACCUAAGGAGCCUAGAGCGGGAACGUACCCAUGGCAUCUGGCAACCGCUGGAGGAGUGUCCGGGUGAGGUCCACAUCAUGCUCACCAUCAGCGGGACGACGGCUUCGGAAACAAUCACCGAUCUGACCGCGUACAAGGAGGACUCCAAAGAACGAGCGGUCACACAGAGUCGCUACAUUUGGCACAAGUCACUGCAGAACAUGCGGGACAUCGGACACCUCACGGUGAAGGUGUUUGGGGCAACGGGACUCGCUGCGGCGGACAUCGGUGGCAAAUCGGAUCCAUUCGUCGUGCUGGAGCUGAUCAAUGCCCGACUCCAGACGCAAACGGAGUACAAAACUCUAACGCCGAACUGGAAUAAAAUUUUCACCUUUAAUGUGAAAGACAUGUCGUCGGUGCUGGAAAUCACCGUCUACGACGAAGACCGGGACCACAAGGUAGAGUUUCUCGGGAAGGUCAACAUACCGCUGCUCCGGAUACGCAACGGCGAGAAGCGUUGGUACGCGCUGAAGGACAAGAAGAUGUACACCCGUGCCAAAGGAACGCAGCCACAGAUUCUGCUGGAAAUGACGGUCGUGUGGAACAAGCUGCGGGCGGCUCUGCGCGUUCUGGAACCGAAGGAGGAGAAGCUGGUGCAGCAAGAGGCAAAGUUUAAACGGCAGCUCUUCCUACGUAACGUCACCCGACUCAAGGCUGUCAUCAUGUACUUCAUCGAAGUGGGCCAGUUCGUGCAGAGCUGCUUCGAAUGGGAAUCCCCGAUUCGGUCGUUCAUAGCGCUAGUGCUGUGGGUUUGCGGUUGCAUUUGGUUCGAUAUUUCCACCAUUCCGGCCGUCGCCCUGCUGUACCUGUUGAAAAAUUGGUUAAUUCGAUGGCUAACCGGAAGCUCAUCGCAGUCGACGGCGGACGAAUACGACGUUGCCAGUGACGACGAGGAUGAGGAAGACAAGGAAAAGGAGGAAAAGAAGACCAUCAAAGAGCGGCUGCAGGCAAUACAGGAGGUAUCGCAGAGCGUACAGAACACAAUCGGAUUCCUAGCGUCGUUGGGUGAGAGUGUUAAAAACACAUUUAAUUUCUCCGUACCGGAACUCAGCUGGCUGACGGCAUUGUUGCUUUUGGCCGCUUGCCUGGUGCUUCACUACGUCCCGAUCCGGGUGCUAUUGCUGCUGUGGGGUUUGGUGAAGUUCAGUCGACGCAUCAUACGGCCGCACACUGUUCCCAACAAUGAAGUGCUGGAUCUACUUUCACGUGUGCCUGAUGAUGAAGAAAUCAUUAUGUGGCGUGAACUGCCGCUUCAUUCAACACCCGAACUGGCUCGCCGGGAUCCGCGAAAGAAGCAUAAAGUGUCGUAA
This is a messenger RNA of Anopheles coustani, 2826 nucleotides long. It is a transcript of the gene Mctp, whose product is annotated as multiple C2 and transmembrane domain-containing protein. NCBI's taxonomy places the organism in Eukaryota, Metazoa, Arthropoda, Insecta, Diptera, Culicidae. Gene Ontology annotation, cellular component: synaptic vesicle membrane. Gene Ontology annotation, molecular function: calcium ion binding. Gene Ontology annotation, biological process: regulation of neurotransmitter secretion. The coding region runs from base 1 to 2826 and encodes 941 amino acids. The transcript has 15 exons. The record is from RefSeq and is a predicted model, not a curated record.